CUCUUCCUGCUUUGGCAGCUCGGGCUUCCCCAAAGCUGAUAAGCAUCCAGGUUUUUGCCCUAACAUAUCUGCUUUCCAAGAAAAAAAUAACCCUCUAUCUUGGUGAAGGUAUUUUUUCUGGCAUAAUGCCUUCUCUUUCCAAUUCUGAUGAGUUGAUUUUUUUUGUGAAUGGAAGAAAGGUCAUAGAGAAGAAUGCUGAUCCUGAAGUAUAUCUACUAUUCUACUUGAGGAAAAUCCUCCACCUCACUGGCACCAAAUACGGCUGUGGGAGUGGGGGCUGCGGUGCCUGCACUGUCAUGGUGUCCCGAUACGACCCGAAGACCAAGAAGAUCCACCAUUAUCCAGUGACAGCCUGCCUGGUGCCCAUCUGCUCUCUGUAUGGGGCUGCUGUCACCACUGUGGAAGGUGUAGGAAGCAUUAAAACCAGGAUUCACCCCGUGCAGGAAAGACUUGCCAAGUGUCAUGGGACACAGUGUGGCUUCUGCAGCCCAGGAAUGGUGAUGUCCAUCUACACACUGCUGAGGAACCACCCGGAGCCCACCCCUGAGCAGAUAACCGAAGCUCUUGGAGGUAAUUUGUGCCGCUGUACUGGAUACCGACCGAUUGUAGAAAGUGGAAAAACUUUCUGUGCGGAAUCAACUGUUUGUCAAAUGAAAGGAUCAGGAAAAUGCUGCAUGGAUAAAGAAGAGAAGUCUUUCACAAGUGGACAGGAAAAAAUGUGUACCAAACUGUACAACGAAGAUGAAUUCCAGCCCUUCGAUCCAACCCAGGAACCUAUAUUCCCUCCUGAACUGAUAAGAAUGGCAGAAGACCCGAACAAAAGAAGGCUGACGUUCCGAGGGAAGAGGACCACCUGGAUCACUCCUGUAAACUUGAAUGACCUUCUGGAGCUGAAAACCAGGUUCCCUGAAGCCCCCAUCAUCAUGGGGAACACUGCAGUGGGACCCAGCAUUAAAUUCAGAGAUGAAUUCCAUCCAGUUUUUAUAUCUCCACUUGGGCUUCAAGAACUGUAUUUCGUGAAUAGCACAGAUGAUGGGGUGACGAUAGGCGCAGGAUACAGCCUGGCCCAGUUGAAUGAUGCCUUACAUUUUAUUGUUUCUGAACAACCAAAGGAGAAGACCAAGACCUACCAUGCUCUCCUGAAGCACCUGAGAACACUUGCUGGAGCCCAGAUUAGGAACAUGGCGACUUUAGGCGGACAUGUGGUGAGCAGGCCUAACUAUUCUGACCUGAAUCCCAUUUUAGCAGCAGGAAAAGCUACCAUCAAUCUGAUAUCUAAAGAAGGAAAACGGCAGAUUCCUUUAGAUGGCCGUUUCCUUGAGAAGUCAUCUGAAGCCAACCUCAAGUCAGAAGAGACUGUGUUAUCUGUGUAUAUUCCGCACUCUACUCAGUGGCACUUUGUGUCAGGACUCCGGAUAGCCCAGCGUCAGGAGAACGCCUUUGCCAUUGUCAAUGCUGGGAUGAGUGUGAAGUUUGAGGAUGGCACAGACACCAUCAAGGAACUUCAGAUGUUCUAUGGAAGUGUUGGCCCCACUGUUGUCUCUGCAAGCAAAACCUGCCAGCAGCUCAUUGGGAGGCAGUGGAAUGACCAGAUGCUGAGUGAUGCUUGCCGAUUGGUCCUGGAUGAGAUUUACAUCCCUCCAGACGCUGAAGGUGGCAUGGUAGAGUAUAGGCGAACCCUCAUCAUCAGCUUACUCUUCAAAUUCUACCUCAAAGUGAGGCGAGGGCUGAAUAAAAUGGACUCCCACAAGUUUCCUGAUAUCCCAGAAAAGUUCAUGAGUGCUCUAGAAGAUUUCCCUAUAGAAACACCCCAAGGAAUUCAGAUGUUCCAGUGCGUGGAUCCCCACCAACCCCUACAAGAUCCAGUUGGCCACCCAGUCAUGCACCAGUCAGCCAUUAAACACACCACAGGGGAAGCUGUGUUUGUUGAUGACAUGCCCCCCAUCUCCCAAGAACUCUUCCUGGCUGUAGUCACCAGCACCAGAGCUCAUGCAAAGAUCAUAUUAAUUGAUACUUCAGCAGCCCUGGCCCUUCCUGGUGUUGUUGAUGUGAUAACAGCAGAGGAUGUUCCAGGAGAAAAUAACUACCAGGGAGAGAUUUUCUACGCACAAAAUGAGGUAAUUUGCGUGGGUCAGAUCGUCUGCACUGUGGCUGCUGAUACCUAUGCUCAUGCAAAAGAGGCUGCUAAAAAAGUGAAGAUUGUUUAUGAAGACCUAGAGCCCAGGAUUAUAACAAUAGAGCAAGCCCUAGAGCACAAUUCAUUUCUUUCUGCUGAGAAAAAAAUUGAGCAAGGAGAUGUAGAGCAAGCCUUUAAAAACGUUGACCAAAUCAUUGAAGGUAAGGUCCACGUGGAAGGACAGGAACAUUUUUACAUGGAAACACAAACUAUCCUGGCUGUCCCCCAAGAGGAAGAUAAAGAAAUGGUGCUGCACGUUGGAACACAGUUUCAGACCCAUGUGCAGGAAUACGUGGCUGCAGCACUAAACAUCCCAAGGAACAGAGUCGCCUGUCACACAAAAAGAGCUGGAGGAGCAUUCGGGGGGAAAGUGAGCAAGCCUGCUCUGCUAGGAGCUGUCAGUGCCGUGGCUGCCAACAAGACUGGCCGCCCAAUACGGUUCAUUCUGGAACGUGGUGAUGACAUGUUGAUAACUGCUGGCCGCCACCCGCUGCUCGGAAAAUACAAAAUUGGAUUCAUGAACAACGGGGUGAUCAAAGCUGCUGAUAUUGAAUAUUAUAUCAAUGGCGGAUGCACUCCUGAUGAGUCUGAGCUGGUGAUGGAGUUCAUGGUGCUGAGAAGUGAAAAUGCAUAUUAUAUUCCUAAUUUCCGGUGUCGAGGUAGACCUUGCAAAACAAAUUUGCCAUCCAACACUGCUUUCCGAGGAUUUGGCUUCCCCCAGGCCAUAGUGGUCGGUGAAGCUUAUAUAACUGCUGUGGCUUCUCAGUGUAACUUAACCCCUGAACAGGUUAAAGAAAUAAACAUGUAUAAGAGAACUAGCAGAACAGCCCAUAAGCAGACAUUUAAUCCUGAGCCCUUGAGAAGAUGCUGGGAAGAAUGUCUGGAGAAGUCUUCCUUCUCUGCUAGGAAACUGGCUGCCGAGGAAUUUAACAAAAAGAACCGCUGGAAGAAGAGGGGGCUUGCCGUGGUCCCCAUGAAAUUUACAGUUGGGAUGCCCACAACCUUCUACAAUCAGGCUGCUGCUCUUGUCCACAUCUAUCUCGAUGGAUCUGUCUUGGUGAGUCACGGUGGCUGUGAACUGGGACAAGGCCUUCACACCAAAAUGAUCCAGGUGGCGAGUCGUGAACUGAACAUCCCUGAGUCGUAUAUUCACCUGUCUGAGACGAACACCACCACGGUUCCCAAUGCGACCUUCACAGCUGGCUCAAUGGGGGCAGACAUCAACGGGAAGGCCGUGCAGAAUGCCUGCCAAAUUCUUAAAGCCAGUCUUCAGCCAGUCAUCAGGAAAAACCCUAAGGGAAAGUGGGAGGAGUGGAUUUCGGAAGCCUACGAAGAAUCCAUCAGUCUCUCCACUACUGGAUAUUUCAAAGGCUACCAGACAAAUAUGGACUGGAAGAAGGGGGAAGGUGACGCUUUCCCAUAUUUUGUUUAUGGAGCAUCCUGUUCCGAGGUUGAAGUCGACUGUCUCACAGGGGCUCAUAAGCUCCUUAGGACUGACAUCUUCAUGGAUGCUGCUUUCAGCAUAAACCCAGCUGUGGACAUUGGACAGAUUGAAGGAGCAUUUGUCCAAGGCAUGGGAUUCUAUACCACAGAAGAGCUGAAAUACUCCCCAGAAGGUGUGCUUUACUCUCGGGGUCCAGAUGACUAUAAAAUCCCCACCGUCACUGAAAUACCUGAAGAGUUCAAUGUCACUUUGGUGCGUUCCCGAAAUCCCAUCGCCAUCUACUCGUCCAAGGGGUUAGGUGAGGCUGGAAUGUUCCUGGGAUCCUCUGUGUUGUUCGCCAUAUAUGAUGCCGUGGCUGCUGCCCGCAGAGAGAGGGGGCUGACCAAGACUUUCACCCUGAGUAGCCCAGCAACCCCUGAGUUGAUUAGAAUGACUUGUGUGGAUCAGUUCACUGACAUGAUCCCCAGAGAUGAUCCAUCAACAUUUACACCUUGGUCCAUCCAUGUGUCUUAAUCCUCAGAAAAUGUAUUUUCCUCAAAAAAUGCAACAAUACAUGUUUGACCUGAAAAUUUUCAAACCUAAGCAAAAUGUAGGUUGGCCCCCAAUUGUCAAGGGUAAUUUUAGCAUCUUUUCAUUAUUCUCUGUGAUUUAGGCCACUGUACGAUUAUGUUUUAGGAUUCACAUUUUCACCAAUAUGUAUAAGGAAGUUUAGAAUCAAAAAUUCUUCUUUCCAUUUGUAUUAUCAUUAAUAAAUACAGCAUCAGAAUUUUCAA
Molecule: messenger RNA, 4393 nt
Organism: Capra hircus (goat)
Lineage: Eukaryota; Metazoa; Chordata; Mammalia; Artiodactyla; Bovidae
Product: aldehyde oxidase 4
Exons: 35
Coding region: 126-4133 (1335 amino acids)
Molecular function (GO): FAD binding; iron ion binding; oxidoreductase activity
Source: RefSeq, a predicted model, not a curated record